AUGCGGGGUCCUCUUUGGCUCUUCCUUUAUCUUUAUGUCCUUGUAGCGGCGGCCAGUGUCAUCCCACAAAACCAGCGCUGUGUCACGGCCGUCUACACCGCGUAUGGAUACAUCAGCUUUUCUGGGACUCCCGCGAAGGGGUCCUGGAACACCCGCUGCCAAAACUCCCUCGAGGUCACAUCCAUAUACGCGGCAUCAGAUCGCUACUGCUCCGUACCCGAACGUCAGGCUGGUCUCUCUGAGCUGGAAGCCCUCUGUCGACAGUAUGCGGGGGUUGGGCUCAUUCCGCGGGAGCACUUAGCCGAGAAUCUUACGGACGACGCUGUCCGGAAUAUGCGCGUGGUAGAGUAUCUCGAGCUGUCUCGGAGAAAACCCAUAGCAUCUCCGGUGUUGAUUUCGCCCGCAUAUUAUGAGGUCACAUUCCGCACUAUUGAUUCUUGGCAAUUCGAGACUUGGUCGCAUUAUGCUUAUGGUUACGCUGGAUACGCUUUCUGGAUGGGGAUCGUUGCAAUUGGGAUGUUCCAUCGCUUCAUCCAGCACAUUGUUGAGUCACGUCCUCGGCGGAGUAGCAAUUGGUGUCCGCUCUCAUACAGAUAUAUAUAUCGAUGGGUGCAAACACAUCUACUGGUGCCGUCUCCAAUACCAUCUCGAGGGCGUCAAUUCUUCUGGUGGACAUUCGCUACACGCGCAGAGGCACUUGUUGUUAUGUUGUUUUGGAUCCUCAGUAUCACGUUCUGCGCAGUGGACUAUCGCCUUUCCUCGGGAAACAUCUACUGGCCCGACACGUCUGAUCAGUUACUUCGCUACGUGGCCGACCGGACGGGAAUUUUGUCAUUUGCAAAUUUCCCACUGAUAUGGCUGUUUGCUGGUCGCAAUAAUAUAUUUCUGUGGGCAACAGGCUGGAGCUUUGCAUCCUUCAAUAUCUUUCAUCGCCACAUCGCCUGGAUCGCGACAAUUCAGGGUCUAGUCCACACAGCGCUGUAUCUGGUUAUGUUCAUUCAAAGCAGAUGGAAAUGCCUGGAGAAAAUUACAAAAACCAUAUCUCUUCUGGGGUACCGUUGGCAUGAUUGCCAUGGUCCUUCUCCUGCCAUUGGCAAUGGACUUCUUCCGUCGGAGGACAUACGAGUGCUUCCUCCUCCUACAUAUCCUUUUGUCGGUUGCAACACUGGUCGGAUGUUUCUACCCAGCCAUACGAUCAUCUUUGAAGGCCAAGAAUAUUGGUUCUACCUAUGGCCUGCCGUCGGGAUAUGGGGUUUCGAUCGACUCCUCCGUCUGAUCCGCAUUAUCUAUUGCAACGCCCACGUAAAUUUGAAUCUAGGGAAAGGGAUCCCCUUCACCCGGAGCAGAGCAACCUACGACACAGUGGCGGACGUUAUUCGGUUGGAGAUUUUCCCAGGCUCCUUGAGUCUCCGUCCCACCCCAGGACAGUAUUAUUUCGUCUACCAACCCUUCCGCUUGACCGGCUGGGAGAGUCACCCCUUCACCCUGGGGUCUUGGACAUAUGAGACCGCUGCAGCUCCCGCCACCCAAUCUCUUGUCGCGAAGGGAGACCCUGAUAUCGAUGUCUCUCAAGUCCCACUGCUUUCUGAUUCCUCAUCUGGGUCGUCCGGGUCCCUUGCUGAGUAUGAUCCAAAAAUAUUGAAACUUGUGUUCUGGAUCCGACCUUUUGAUGGAUGGACGAGACACCUCCGACAGCAAUGCACGCGAUCGCCAGACCGGAAAUUAGAGACAGCCCUACUCAUUGAGGGGCCGUAUGGAGAGCCGUUCCCGUUGUCGAAUUACGAGUCUGUCCUGCUGGUAGUGGGUGGCACCGGCAUUGCCGCUGCGGUACCUUACAUCCAGGACCACCUUGCGCGGUGCGCUGAGAUGUCUGAGACGGCUCAACCCUUCACUCGGGAUAUCCAUUUGGUUUGGACCACUCGGCAAGAGGCAUUCAUCCAACAUGUCGUGACACAAGAUCUAGGGCCUGUGAUACGUCGCAGUGAUUUCAGGGCUUCUUUUUAUGUUACAUCAGGGACAGAACCGGAUGGAGCGAGCGACAGGGGCCUCUUCCACGAUUCGCCCAGCCCACCACCCCAAAUGAACCUCAAUAUCCUUCGAGGAAGGCCUAAUCUGCAGUCUCUAAUUUUAUCGCAUGCACAGGAGGCGCAGUUGUCUGAUUCUUCGGCGGCGGUGAUGGUCUGUGGGCCCCCCGCCAUGGCCGACGAGGCCCGUUCGGCAGUACAUUCGACGAUGAUAAGGGGUUAUACUGGGUCCUGGAGUCAUACAUAUUAG
Molecule: messenger RNA, 2274 nt
Organism: Aspergillus terreus NIH2624
Lineage: Eukaryota; Fungi; Ascomycota; Eurotiomycetes; Eurotiales; Aspergillaceae
Product: ferric reductase family protein
Exons: 8
Coding region: 1-2274 (757 amino acids)
Biological process (GO): iron ion transport; copper ion import; intracellular iron ion homeostasis
Cellular component (GO): plasma membrane
Molecular function (GO): ferric-chelate reductase activity
Source: RefSeq, a predicted model, not a curated record